Messenger RNA from Populus euphratica (Euphrates poplar), 1546 nucleotides. RefSeq names its product probable pectinesterase/pectinesterase inhibitor 51. Bases 401 to 1492 code for a protein of 363 amino acids. Gene Ontology annotation, molecular function: enzyme inhibitor activity; pectinesterase activity. NCBI's taxonomy places the organism in Eukaryota, Viridiplantae, Streptophyta, Magnoliopsida, Malpighiales, Salicaceae. Gene Ontology annotation, biological process: cell wall modification. The transcript is spliced from 2 exons. The record is from RefSeq and is a predicted model, not a curated record.
GAGGUGUGAUUCUGAAUAUUCCAGACCGAACCACCCCUGAGAACCACCUUUGAGUGGAGGACUUGCCACCGCAACAAUGAAAGCCUCGUUCUUGCACGAAUUGCUUCCAUUAUUAAUAAAGAAAACCCCACCCAAUAGCUUCCAUAUUGAUCCACUUUCGUCCUCCCAUCACCACACCACCCCGUGACAGACUCACUUUAACCUCUCUCUCUCUCUCACACACACAAAAAGUUCAUAGGCAGUGGACAAAUCAACCCGUGAAGUCUUUGAUCCCGUGAACCGUAAAAGAAACCAAAACCUGUUAAUUGGAUAGAAUCACAAAAGUUCAAUCCUUGAUCACUCCAGUCCACUCCACUCCACACAUUAAAUUCCAAAAUCCCCAUCACUAUAAAUACGUACCAUGACAACAUCAUCAACAACACAUUCAAGAAAACCAAGAAACUUUCUUAACAUUUCCAUGGCUUCACUGCUCUCCUUCUCUCUCUUCUCUAUCUUUCUUUUCCUCUCCCUCUCAUCCUCCUCCACCACCACUUUAAAGACAAACAGCCACCACCCCAAGAAACAAAAACAAAAACCCAGACCAAAUGAACCACCCUCAUCUGCCUCAACCACCCCACCUGAGAUUCUCCAAGCUUGUAAAGCCACUAGAUUUCAAGACGCUUGUAUCUCUUCCUUGUCUAACCCUAAUGUUCCUCGAAAUCCAACCCCCCUUGAAAUCAUCCAAUCAGCAAUCUCUGUUUCCAACACAAACCUUAAAACUGCCCAAUCAAUGGUCAAGUCUAUCCUAGACUCGUCCACAGGGAAUAUCAACCGCACAACAGCCGCGAAAAACUGCGUGGAAGCGUUAAUCAAUUCACAAUACCGCAUAACAAGAUCAACGGAUGAUGCUUUGCCACGUGGAAGAGUCAAGGACGCUAGGGCUUGGAUGGGGGCUGCCUUGCUGUACCAAUACGAUUGUUCCAACGCAUUGAAGUACGCUAAUGACACGUCUCUCACUAGGCAGACGAUGUCGUUUUUGGACACCCUGAUGGCUUUCUCUAGUAAUGCAUUGAGCAUGAUUGUCUCAUACGAUGCCUUUGGUAACGAGACCAAGUCAUGGGGCCCGCCAAAAACCGAACGUGACGGGGUCUGGGAGCUCGGGUCGGCUCCCGGAUCGGGUGGGCAUUUUGGUUCGGGGUUCAGGGGUGGGUUUCCGUCUGAAUUAACAGCGGAUGUGACGGUGUGCAAGGACACGAGUAAUGGCGGGUGUUAUAAAACGGUGCAGGAGGCGGUGAAUACGGCACCGGAUAAUGAGUGGGGACAUAGAUACGUGAUCCACAUAAAGGAAGGAGUUUACAAUGAGAUAGUUAGAGUGCCGUUAGAGAAAAAAAAUGUGGUGUUUUUAGGAGACGGGAUGGGUAAAACAGUAAUUACGGGGUCACAAGCUGUGGGCCAGCCUGGGAUUUCCACCUACAACACGGCAACAGUGGGAGACAGGAGUUACCUUCCAUAGCCAAAACCUAUCCUUCUUUCUUGUGACUCAAAUUAUCACACAGGGUGCCGUGCU